ACACGAAAACGCCCGAACCAUUGAAGCCUUGGCGCCCUUGGAAGAAGAAAUCGGAUGAGAAGAGUGUCACGGAAAAACUGCUUAUACCUUUGCCUGUGCCGCAUCCAGUGCAUAUUGCAAUUGCCAUACAUAAUCGUGACACCGAAAACCCCAUACCACUGGACUCAGAGCUCGUAUGGGAAAUCCUCAAAUCGAUUGAAGAUUGUCAGGGCGGUGAUGUGAUGGCCGUGCAAUCAGUUGCGCGCUAUCGUGGCGCUGUGACUGAAUCGAGCAAUGACUCCCUGGCCACCAGCAGUAGCAUUGGCAGCACACGGGAUUCCGGCUCCGGUUCGGGCAUCGUAGGCAAUGGCACCGAAACCUUGCCAUGCGUCAAUCGCGAGGUUUGCACGCAGGUGAAGGUGGCGGAGGAGCCAGUACAAUCGUCUGGCUUCCAUUGGACACUCAGUAACUGGGGUGCAGCGCAAACGGCGCGUCGGCGCACCAACUCAAAUGUGCGCGUUGAUUUGGCGAGUCCCGAAGAUAUCUCACUAGACACCGAUAGUUCGCGCGCCGUCUUCAAUCCCUACGGUACAACAGUUUAGAUAGAUGGCCAGUGAUACAAAUACCUACAUAUGUAUGUGAACAGCUAUAAAAUGAUAAUGCCAUAUUUUAAUUUGCAUAUAAAUUGAAAUUAUGUUUUAUAAGAAGUGAACAAAUUUGGAAUUGCUGUGCGACGAAGUGGCAGCAUUAAGUUGGUCAAACAACGAUUGGUAGCAAAAGCAUGUAAUGACGUGCAUAUGCGUAUUCUAAAAGCAUCAGCAUAUACAUACAUACAUUCAUAUACGCAAGCGUAUGCAGCUCAUAUGCAUACCUUCAUAUAUAUACAUACAUAUAAAAGUGAAUACAUGGUAGUUAUAUAUAAUUAUACAGGCGAAUAUACAU
Rhagoletis zephyria (snowberry fruit fly) is the source of this 921-nucleotide messenger RNA. RefSeq lists its product as uncharacterized. Lineage: Eukaryota; Metazoa; Arthropoda; Insecta; Diptera; Tephritidae. The record is from RefSeq and is a predicted model, not a curated record.